AUGUAUUAGUAAAAACUUUGAAGAGUAGGAAUGUUACCGUUGAGUGCUGAGUUCCCGACGCGGAGAGGAGGACGCCUUAAAGAUCUUCGCAGAAGAGCAGACUGAUAAGAUGGCUGUCUUUUUAUAGCGAGCUUCUUGAGAGGGAGGUCUCCAGCUGUAUGAGACUUUCCCAAACUUUUGUGUCGACUUGCCUAAAGGAGGGUUGUACUUAGAACUGAGCCAGAAGUUAAAGCUGCACCUCGUCGACACGCUUCUCCGAUGCCAGACAGCCUCGCCACGACGCCUCAGAGCGACCGAGCUUGCAGAGCACACAACAGAACAGAACACGGAGAAGCCUUCUGUGAUCUGUCUUGUGAGGAUGAUUAAAUACUUGUGAGAGAUAGGACAGACUCGACUUACUUUACCUAACCUAAGGAUAAACAAAAUAAGGUAGAACGUGCAGGAGAUUUGAGCGCCAUAAAACAGUAAGUACAGCGGCUACCUCUAAGUACUUACUAGGCAAUUACAUUGUAUUAUGAACACCUUAAAAUAAAGUGUUAGUUAAUAACGAACUGACAAAACGAGAGAAAGCAAGAACAAUGUGAAGAAAAGGAGAGCAGGAGUAACAGGUGAAAACACUCAGACAAACAAAUGGGAGGGAUAGGUGACAAGACUCGACAUCAGAAACAUCUGAUCAGGUAGCAACACGGGCAGAUGAGGACUAAACAAGGGGCACGGUGACGGACGGGACAAAAGAAGAACGUGGCAAACAGAAAACACAAGCUGCAGUGUGGCUUUGCUUUUACUUGUUCACUUGUGGGAAAAGCUCCUCCCACUUGAAAGUGAGGUCCCUCCGGGCUGCGAGGACAAAUAUUGUUCGACAACCGAUCUUGGCGCCGCCGUUUGAGGUCAAACAAGCUGGACAGGGGGGCUAGCCUGACUCUUUCAUUGAAUUCAACUGACUGUUGUACUUACUCGAGGGACCAUGUAUGUAAAGGAAGAAGUGGAUGGUGAAGUUUUCUGCCAAUGCCUCCUUAAGGCUCCAUCAAAUUAAUCAUUUAAAGGAGGGGGAACCAACCAUCAUGAUCUGAAAUAGCCUUUAUAGGCAUACAAACAGAGACCUAAAAUAUCUUCAGUGAACAGGAAUGCCACGUUACCAGGAUCUAAUUCAUUAUUUAAUGUGAAGUGAAGAACAGAAAGGUUGAUGAAAUCUGACGAUGAAACAUUUUCCUUCAUUUGGAUGGAAUAAAUAUCCUUGCUUGCAUUUUAUAUGGAUAUAUUAUCGCUGAGGACCAUUAUAUCCACAAUUGCUGUCAUAAUAGCUGUUAGUUUUAAACUUGGUUUCUGUGGAUGUGCCCAUGCUGAAUAUGAUGUGAAUGGAGAAUGCUGCCCCAUGUGUGCCCCUGGAAACCGUGUUUAUUGGCACUGUACUGUAGAUACCAGUACGACAUGUAUUCCUUGUUCUACGUCAACUUACACAGAUGAACCCAACAGGCUUACGACAUGUUUUCCCUGCACCGUGUGUGAUACAGCUCAACACUUAAAAGUAAAAAAGGCCUGUACGCGCUCUGCGGAUACAAUCUGUGAACCACUGGAAGGAUCCCAUUGCAUUACACUAUAUAAAGACUCCUGUUCAUUAGCAGUGGGACACAAUGAAUGCAAACCUGGACAAUAUAUUAAACAAACUGGUACAGCAUUUACUGAUACCAUAUGUGCAGACUGUUCAGAUGGAACUUAUUCAAAUGGCUCUCUAAUGGCCUGCCUUUCACAUUCAAAGUGUGAGGCUAUGGGACUUAGAGAAAUAAAAGCAGGAACAGCAUCCUCUGAUGCUGAAUGUGACAAAGUGACAUGGUCUGUUGGUGUUGUAGUUGGAGUCACAAUUACGGUUCUCGUAGUUGUUAUUGUGCCACUAUUAGUAUGGAUCAUAUGCAGAAAACAUAAAUAAACGAUAAGGGGAGCACCACACAAACAUGUAAAUACACAAGGUUUUCGUAAGAAAAGUAGUAUUUAUUUACAUACAUAUCAGAUGAGGAAAAGUAGUCACAUGCAGUAGAACAAAUGGUUUUGCUUCUCUU
Molecule: messenger RNA, 2054 nt
Organism: Puntigrus tetrazona (Sumatra barb)
Lineage: Eukaryota; Metazoa; Chordata; Actinopteri; Cypriniformes; Cyprinidae
Product: tumor necrosis factor receptor superfamily member 14-like
Exons: 6
Coding region: 1250-1924 (224 amino acids)
Biological process (GO): positive regulation of T cell migration; positive regulation of cytokine production involved in immune response; positive regulation of peptidyl-tyrosine phosphorylation
Cellular component (GO): external side of plasma membrane
Molecular function (GO): protein binding
Source: RefSeq, a predicted model, not a curated record